AUGAUUUCGUACCAAAACAUAUACGAGCAACUACACCACAUUACCGACUACGUACAAAACAUACGACUACCGCAUACCUAUCCCAUACAACCCUACCUACAAACCAUACACGAUAACCGGCUGUAUCUGGCCAUCACAGUUAGCGGGGUCACAUUUCUCACCACACUAUUAAUAAUGGGAAAAUGGCGUCGCAUGACCCGGAGCAUCCGGUCCAUAGUGUUACGUACGUCCAGUUCCCGGUCCGAGAAGUACGACCAAAUACGUACGGAAAUCAUGGAGUCAGAGGAACGGCAUGUCAACGUACUUGAGUACAUACAGAGCAUGUUUUAUAAGCCCCUGGAGCGGGAAGGCCUACUCACGCCCGACCAGUUGGCCAAUGUUUUCUCAAAUACGAAGCAAGUGCUGGAGAUCCAUAGGCAGGUCCUACAGGGGCUCCAGUCUAGCAAAAAGCCCUUUGAAAAGACUAUUUACGCGAUUUUUAGCGGACCAUUAGGUACGCAGAUGGAGCAGGAGGUCGGGCUAUUUUGCACCAAGCACAAGUUGAAGGAAUAG
This is a messenger RNA of Oppiella nova, 552 nucleotides long. NCBI's taxonomy places the organism in Eukaryota, Metazoa, Arthropoda, Arachnida, Sarcoptiformes, Oppiidae. The record is from the annotation of a GenBank genome assembly.